Molecule: messenger RNA, 3164 nt
Organism: Pomacea canaliculata
Lineage: Eukaryota; Metazoa; Mollusca; Gastropoda; Architaenioglossa; Ampullariidae
Product: ADP-ribosylation factor-like protein 6-interacting protein 1
Exons: 6
Coding region: 124-747 (207 amino acids)
Source: RefSeq, a predicted model, not a curated record
AACUAAUUUAUCACUCGGUAUUUAACCUAAAUGAUUCAGUCUUUUGCUAAUAAUAAAUAAAAACUUAUUUUAUAGUUUGCAUUUCAGAGACGUAAUUUGGCGAGAUCAUAACAAAGCAUAAUAAUGGCGGAGUCUGAGAUCCCAGUGGUAGCGGAGCCAGUUGAUCCACUUUCUGAACUGAAGAAGGAUUUAGAGGGAUGGCGCGAGGCUCUUUUGCCCCUCAAUGGCUUACUUACAUGGGAGAAACCAUACCAUCCAGGCAUCCUUGUGGGUGUCACAACUUUCAUUUUUGCACUUGUGUGGUAUUUUGAGCCUUCACUGCUCACAACAUUGGCUCUCAUGGGAUUAGUGAUUACUGCUGUGGACUUCACAGUACCACUGAUUGGACCAUCUCUCUUUGGAAGCAGACCAUGGACAGUAACAGAAGAACGUCAGUUUGAGGAAAUUUGUCAACGUAUCCUAAACCUGAGAGGUCAUUUCAGUAGUUUUGUGGAAGGCCUUGCCACUCUUAAAGCAGAAAAACCCAAGGUGUAUUUUCUAGUGGUGAUGGGUGUGCUGGCACUGUUUGGUUGGAUUGGAUGCAUCGUUGAUAAUCUCUUUCUGACCUUCAUUAUUGUUCUCGUCGCACUGAUGGUGCCAGGCUUGCGUAAACAUGGAAUCAUUCAAAAGUACCUUCUGAAAUAUUGGCUUAUCGUGAAAAAGCUGCUAUUUGGACGCAUGCAAGUAAACCCAAAGAAAACAAAUUGAAGAGUAGUUUGUAGGCUUACAUAGUAACACUUGGUGUUAUUGGUGUCCAUUUCUUAUGGUAUUUAUCAUUGUUGAUGGCCUGUAGAAUUUUGAUCAGUAUUAGCUGUUUUAAUUUUUAGCUAUAGUAUAAAACUGAUCUGUUUAAUGAUAAAUGUUAAAUAUGGUUAUUUACUGUGAUCAAGACUAAGCAGUUAUAUUUGUGAGUGGUGUAUAGGGAACAAAUAAAGGACUUGUACUGUAGAAGAAGAAUUUACUGCUAGAAGAAAAAUGUAUUUUAAAAAUCAUGGUUAUAAUGAUUCAGAUUUAAAGAAUGUACAUACUGGUUUUUUUCAUCAUAUGUUAAAUUCAUGCCCUAUUGAAAAAUCUAGAUUUUUUUCCCUCUUAAAUAUUUUUGCUAAGAAUUGAUUUUGAAAUAUAGGAUUAUUGGAUUUCUUAGCUGCAGAUAGAUGGAUAUUAAAAGCACAGUCUUGUGAUUUUUUUUUUUUUUUGUGUAAAAAAAAGAGUAGUAGGGGUUUAUAACCAUCCUGCAUGUAUAUCUUUCAACUGCAUUGUUUCAGUAAAUGUCAGUUAAUGAUCAUACUUUGGUACAUCUAUAGAUUCAAGUUUUUUCUAUAUUGGCUGUUAUCUGCAUGUUGGUGGGACACUUCAUUCCAAUACAUUAGCUAAGCUGAUAUUUGCUACUGAUCCAUCCAGCUGCUGCUGAUUUAAAUUUUUUAAAUGACCCAGAAAUUCACAAGCAUAGAUCAAGCAUGAAAUCACCAUGUUUGUCCAUUUUAUUUUUGCAGUAGCUGGAUGAUUUCUAUCAAUGUUUGGGUGUUUGGGGAGCAGGAGUGGGUGGAACUCAGCUGCACCUUUUUGGCAUGCUAGUUUUAGACAGGACAGCUGAUUCGUUCAUGAUCCUUGAUACAUGUGUUGUGGCCAUCUGACCUUGUCUAAAAUGUGACAUUGAUGUGUACAUUUUCAUAUUCAUAUAUUUUUAGCUUUUAAAAAUUCUUACAAAUGUCCUGCUUUUAUAAUAUUUAAAAGGAGUUAGAAAGAAGUGAAAAAUAAGGAGUGGACAUUGUGUUAACUGACCUUUUUCUGUUGUCCUCAGCACAAACCAAAAUAGCACUUCAUACAUAUGCUUUGUAGGAUCAGCAGAUAUGCUUGAGUGGCAUGCCAUCUUUGUGCUUGUGUUGGGAUUUGGGCGUACCAUUAACAUUACUUGGAAGGGGUACCAAAACACUGUGCUGGUGUUAAAAUGUUUGUCUUAACUACUGGUCACUUGUUAAGUGAUUGAUGGUGCUUAUUUUCAUUUUCCAUUGGUGUAUUCAAAAACUAUUCCUGCGGCAAAUGUGGUCUGUGCUCUUUCAUUGUUGUGUGUGUUUCAUGGAAAUGUUAUGGAGAAAUCCUUUGGUUGAAAGUUGCUCAAAGAUACAUUUUAUCACGGUUUUUAUCUGUAAACCAAGACAUUGUUCACAAACCAGCAUCCUCCACUUAUUUCUCCUUUCACAUUUAUGUUUGCUUUUUUUCUCAGCAAAAUUAAACAUCUUUUAGGUCCUUUUAUCUUGAUCAAAACUCUUAAUUUGUAGUCAAAGAAUUGGCUGAUGUGUUACAUUAAGAACGCAGUGUUACACAAUUAAUAAGCAUUUAAGGUGGAAAUUCUUUCUGAAUUGGUUUCAUUUUGUUGUUGCAAGUGCGAAAUCUAUGCCCAAAAAAGGGCUUUCUCGACUUUGCAGAACUGAGCUGUAGCUGACCUUUUUCUUCCACUAUUAACUAGAGUUUGCUGCAAAAGAUAUCGACUCCUGGCUGUUUUGGAAGGCAUGGAAAUUGCUUUUCCAUGUUUAUGAGACUGUGAUGUAUUAAUUUAUAUUUGUGAUAUACUUGAUUAAGCUACCCUACCCACUGGCAUUUCUAGCUUGAUAAAGGAAAAAAUUUCUUAGAUCAAUCAAUAGAAAUAUGUUUGUCCUGGCAUCUGGCAGAAACAGCAGUAAGCAUUAGAGAGGUGGAAACAAUUUACAUAUUUUAAGUGCUUCAUUAAUACUAUGCAUUAGAAAGAUGCCUAAUAAAUAAUUGGAGUGGGGUUAAAUCAGACAUGGGAGAUCUUGUAGCAAUAUCAUUUUAAAUUUUCUAAAGGGGUAAUUUAGAUGUAGAAAUACCACAAACCUUGACUUUUCUUGACUAAUAAAAAUUAAAUUUGGCAUCAGAUGGGUGAUGAUUUAAAGCAGUUGUUAAUGUUUUCUAUUCCUUUAACAGAAGUGUAAUCUAUGGAAGUUGAUUACCCCAAAUCAGUCCACACAACAGAUGUCAAAUGCCUACAGCUGGAUUAGCAGUCUUAACCAUUUCAUUAUGUCUUUUGAUUCUUUAUCAUGUGUUUUUAAUGUAAAGGCAGUCACCAUUUUUAUACUGUUUAGAAUAGGUGAUUUUCUGUGUGAAAA